Molecule: messenger RNA, 1886 nt
Organism: Rhopalosiphum padi (bird cherry-oat aphid)
Lineage: Eukaryota; Metazoa; Arthropoda; Insecta; Hemiptera; Aphididae
Product: FGFR1 oncogene partner 2 homolog
Exons: 4
Coding region: 553-1161 (202 amino acids)
Source: RefSeq, a predicted model, not a curated record
CAGUGCGCAAAUUGUAAUAAUAAUAUUGAAAAAAAAACAACGUCGAGAUAACAGAGUAACAGAUUUGCACUUUGCCGAGUACAGACUAUACUGAGUAUACUGAGUAGUAUUGACGUAUAUAGUACGGACGUCAGUAUUCGGUGUGCAAGUAAUAUUUUGUUAUUAAUUCUCGUGUCGACGUCCGUUUGUCCGUUCGCACACGAACAUUAAAAAACAAUAUUAUGUCAAGACUGGAAAUUUCGGUACCGCCGAUCGCCUUCCCACUCCGGUCUAUAUAGACCUUAAGGGUCUGCACCCACGACCCACCUGAUCUGCCUACGUUCGAUCGCCUAAUCCGUUUCAGACGUCCCCGCGGCCAUAACUCAUAAUCGUUGUUUCGCAGUCGUGUAUUUCGUGGAGUGCGCACAUCGUCGUCAAUGGCAUUUCGAGAAGCUGUCGUACGCACGUCUGGUCGUCGUCUCGUAGUAGACAUCCAUCGACAAUCGCCGAGACCAUAAUAUCAAUACGAUAUUGUCGUUAUUUUCGUAUUGUCGUCUACCGUGCUUCUGUGCAAUGUCCGUCACCGUACAGCAGAUAUUGUCCGACGCCAAGCGAUUGGCGUCCAAACUCAAAGAGCACGACACAGCGGCCGAUGCGUUGUUGUCCCAAGCCCAGUUCGUCUACAAGAAGAUCGACGCCAUGAAACAAUAUACGGAUGAUUUGUCAGAACUCAACGACAUGGAAGAAGGAGGUCUCCCACAUGAAGAACUGGUCAACUCUAUUCGGACUGAAAGUCGGCAGCUUCAAGAGAUUGUACGCGAAAACCGCAUAUUAAGAGCAAUGGUUGCUGAGCACCAGACUGCGCUAGAAAUGAUCAUGAGCAAAUAUCGGUCCCAGGUUUCACAUCUUGUAGCUCAAAGCAGCGCCGACCAGCUUGUUAAUAAUAUCACAGCUAAGACAAUAGAAGAGAAAAAUGCUUUGAUCAUUCAACAGGAAGAACGUAUCAAAGAAAUGAUGGCUGUCAUGAGUCUCGCCUCUCGUUUAGAAGCUGAAGAAGCAAGUAAAAAGGAAGAAACUAUUGGCAGGUUACAAAUUGAAAACCAAACACUUAGAAAACUAUUGAAAAUAUCCACUGAUCUAUCUGUAGAAAAAGGACCAGACAAGAUGUUGGCAUCUACGUAAACUUAAUACAUUACCAUUGCUAUAUCAAAAUACUCCCGAAAUAUUAAAUUCAAAUGCCAUUAAUAAUUGUGUCAUUAUAAUAAUUAAGAAAAUACAAACAAAUAAUGAACACAAUCAUUUGGACUUAAAUUAAGAUAAUCAUAAAAUAAUUUUGAAGAAAAAAAACAUACAUUAACAUAUAACAUAAUAUUAUAUUCAUAUAUUCAAAUCAGGAACAAUGUUGUGUCAUCAUCGUGUAUAGUGUGGAGGAAAACUAAAUGUAUGAGAUCCAAUGGCACCUACAUUUGGCAAUCGACCCACAUUUGGUAUGAUGUUGUAGGACAGGGUAAGAGUCACGUUUUUAUUCCCUCUGUAAAACAUUAAAAUAACUGAAUUAUCUAUUUUUAUCAUAAUUUUAUUUUUUUUUCUUGUGUAAUAUUAAUAAAGAGAACAAAUCUAAAUGAACAUUUUCUAGUAGAAAUAAUAAUAACAAAAUAAAUUAACAAUAAUAAAAAUGAUGAAUUAAAUUUAAGAAAUGACUUUCAUAAUAUAUGUGUAAGAAGUAGGAAGAAUUGUAUUUAUUGUCAGUAAUGUAUGCUAUUAUAAUGUAUUUAUUUUAGUUUUAUUUAUACAAUAGCAUACUGUUCCAUGAUAUUAACUUGUAUCCACUAAAAAUUAAGUAUUUUAAACCAUUCUGUAUUAUCCAAUUCAUAAUUUAAAAUUAAAAUUAUAUUUUGAUUAAUGCA